CUGCCCUCCGGCCCGGCGCAUGGCUGCGCAGUCGCCAAAAACGCCGCCGAGUAAGCUGCCGCCCUUCAAAAAGAGCGUCGAAAAGCGACCCUCCCUGGAGUGGAAACCUGGUGUCUUAGAGGAUGGCUUGGGCGUUCCUGCCUUUGACAAAUCCUUUGACGAUCACUUUGAGAUCAACUCAGAACUUAUCGCGCAAGCACUGGAAGGAACGGUUCAUGAGUGUUGUGCCUCCUUUCCUCAGAAGAAGACGCAGCCAGAGGCAUGGGGCAUCUCGGUGGGUUUGUUGUGGAAACUGUGGCUCUACAUCCGCGAAGAUCUUUUGGGAUAUGCAGCUGCGCACGAAGCAGAUCACCACAAGAAACACCGCUGCUUGGUGGAUCCAUGCCUGUGGAACCAUUGCUGUGAGCCAUAUUGCUCCCCAACCGCAGCAGGAAGCCCAUCUUCUGAAGUACUACAGAGGAUGAAGGCUGACAUGCACCUGGUAGUGCAACGCUACGUUUUGCCCUGGACCAAGAACUUCGAUGCCGGACUGGCUCUGGUCUUGAAUGCUGGCGGCAUUGCUUGGUCGCGAAAGUCGGCAGAUUUAUUCUGCAUGGCCACGACCUUUGUGUCUCACAGCUGGGGGGAAGCCUUUGAAGAUUUCGCGCUGACAUUACAUCGCCUGUUGGAUGAAGAGGCAGUGGUGUGGAUUUGCAGCUUUGCGCUGUGGCAGCACGGCGACGUCUCGGCCAGCCUGGCGUCGCUGGAGACCUGUCCCUUCGCCAUCAGCAUGCGCCAUGCCCGGCGGGUGUUGGUGCUCACUGAUCACAGUGCAGAUACCCUGGAGCGCUGCUGGGUGGUCUUCGAAGCCGCCCUGGCGCAUGAGCUGGGAAAGGAUUACAACAUCUGCCUCCCCGACGACGGCGACGCCGCCUCCUGGCGCAUCGUGGGCCGGACGUUGGAACAGCUGGACGUCGAGGCGUGCAAAGCCUCCAACAAAAAGGAUAAGGAUGAGAUACUGUCCUACAUCCACAGGCAAGCUGGAGGCAUUUUUGCCCUCAACAGAAAUGUGCGCAAGUUGGCGCGUCAAGCAAUGGAACGCUCAGAACUGAUGGCCGCAGCUGUGGCAGGUGAUUUGGAGCGCAUCCAGCGCGCCUCGCCCUCCGAGCUGCUCACCUGGCGCAACAUCCGGGGCCGCAGCGUGACGCACGUGGCGGCCGCCAAGUCGCAGGUGGCAGCCAUGGUCAAAGUGCUUCAAAUGACGAACUUCGCUCAUCUCAACGUGUUGGACGAGGACUCGCGUUCUCCUUUGGGUGUGGCUGUGGAAAGUGGUCAAGUGGCCUCGGUUUUGGCGCUGCUGGCGCUGCGCGCGGACAUCGAGCUGCGCUCCGCCACGGGGCAAACGGCGCUGCAUCUGGCGGCCAUCCGCGGCCAUCCGGAGAUCACUCAGGCGAUCGUGGACAUGAAGGCUCAUUUGGAGGCGGAGACCGUGUACUACGGCCGCCCGGGCCAUCGGCCACUGACCAUCGCCUGUAGUGAAGGAAGAGAUAAAAUUGUGCGGUUGCUGGUUGAGUACAGAGCUGAUAUGGAAGCAAGAACCUCCACGGGUGCGGCCUCAUUGCACGUGGCCGCCUGGACGGGGCACGCAGAGGCAGCCGCGGCACUGCUGGCGGGGAAGGCGGAGGUGAACAUCACCACGCAGGACGCCUUCGAACGCACACCUCUCUCUUUGGCGCUGAUGAACGGGCACUCCGCCACGGUGGGCCUCCUGCUGGGAGCGAAGGCCGCUGUGGGUCACGAUGCAGGGGAAGACUUGGAUCUGAUGACUCCUGCCAACACCUGCCGUAGCAGCAAGUCAAUCAGGCGCACCCGACUCUUCAAGAAGUACACCCGAAAGGACUCAAGACGUGAGGCAGAGAUGAUGGUCCUUAAGCAUGAAUCUUCGGGGAGUUUCAAGAGUCAACAGUCGGGGCUGCAGCGUGAAUGCAGUCGCUCGGAUGACGAGUCCCGGGAGGUGUCGGCCUGUGGCACGUCACGUCCAUCCUCCAGAUCUGUCACCUUUGAGGAGAAUCCCAACGUGAGUUUCUUCCCUGGAAGUUCGAGCGAUUCCGAGGACGAUUACGUCUUUUUGGUGGACAGCGAUGACAGCCCAUCCACAGACAAAGUGGAUGUGGCCAGCUCUUGGCCACAGCUGCCACUGAUCGUUUCCACCAUGUCUGCUUUGCUGGUCGGCCUGCUGUUGGGCCGCUGGCAUCGCAGAUGAGACAAACAGGUGCUGCGAUGCGAUGCGCUGAUAUCCCCAGGAUGUGCCUUUGGAAAAGCAAAAAGCAAUGACAUCGCCUUGGCUUAGAGACUUCAUUUAGUUACGCAUGUCAUGGCAUGCUGUUCCAAUUUGCAGGAGGCGCCGCGCGAUGCCGCUGUAAAGUGAGUUCAGUGAGUUGUUCUGUGGGAACUCAACCCUUGAAGGUGACCCCACAUGAGGCAAUUUUUGGGGCUUAAUUAAGCACCAACCACCAAGGUUUGGGCUUAAAUUCAUUCGCC
Molecule: messenger RNA, 2520 nt
Organism: Cladocopium goreaui
Lineage: Eukaryota; Dinophyceae; Suessiales; Symbiodiniaceae
Source: the annotation of a GenBank genome assembly